AUGGGUCGCCGAUCUGCCCGGGGCCGAGCUGGGCCCCGCAUCCGCGACAGUGGCCAUGGUUCCACGGGGUCGCCAAGUGGCAUGGCGAUCGCGAAGGCUGUGUUCCAAAGCGCGGGCGCCGCGCACCUGCUGAGCGACAGGACCUGCUCGCUGACGAACGCAUGGCACCUGACCACCAGCCAGACGACAACGCCGAUGCUGCAGCACGGGAACUACAGAGCCCACCACGACGCACACGAGUCCCGCGCUACAGCCGCCGCCCAGCCCCGACCCCAGCAUCACCACCACCACAUCCACUCCCAGUUUGCGAAGGACCACCACUGGAAGCAGAGCAUCAAUUUCAACAUCAUCACGAACAUAGAGCGCCAGCACGUGCAGGAGUACAACAAGACGAUCUUGAAUUGCUGGACGCUGAACUUCAAUUUCAACAACAACACGGACACGGCGGGCCAGUACAUGCAGGAGCACACCACGCAGACCAUGAAUUGCCACCAGUGGAACAAUGGCGCGCUGACAUUGAAUUACCACCUGGAAUUGAUUUUCGACAUGAACGGGAACCAUGCGACGAACGACCUGAACAUCAAUUUCCAGCCCGACGACCCGCCGACGCCCCCCCGCCUGGCCCUCUGGAACCCCCACGCCGCCCUGACCCUGACGUACCUCCAUACUGACAAUGCGAUCGGCAGCUACCAGGCCAGCGACGAGACCGAGUUCGGACGCUUUAUCCACGACCAGAUGCUGAUCCAUCAAUUGACAGCCAUCAAUACGCACAUCGACGUCGUGAAAUACGUGAAGUUGAAUUGGAAGAUCCACGCCAAACUACGCAGCCUACUGCACGUUGCCGAUCACGUCCCCAUGAUCAUGCAGAUCAAGAUGCCUGUCAGCGGUGCCAACAUCAAGAACAAUAACAUCCGCUGGGACUUCGGCCUUCUUGCUGCUGGGCUCCAGACGGGCGCCCACCGCGCCGCCUUCCUCAAUGACGUCUACGCCGAGAUCAGCAAACACAGGGAGGUCAUCCGAGUUGUCAAGAUGGAUCAUCAGGCGGUCGCUAUCGGCAAAAAAAAAAGGAAAAGCCCCACUGGCAACGUGAUCCAGGGUGAGAUCUCCGCAGACCCGAACGUGCACCCGUGGGCCAAACAGCUCGCGGACGAUUUGAUGUGCCUAUCGUCACACGAUUGGCGAGAGCUUUCAGGCAUCGACCACUACGACGGCUACGAGCAGCACAGCGUCCAGCAGCAGAAGUACAUGCAACAUCGCAAGGGACACCUCGAGUGGCUACUGUUUCCUCUACUCCUACUCUUCCUGUACUACCUCCUGGACCAGGGGAUGACGCCCAAGCAGAGAGCGGCGUGGCGACUCCCGCUGGACUCCUCCCAGGGCUCGAAGGGCUCUGGCGCCGCCUCCAGUGCCGCUGCAGCAGCCACGCCCAUCGAGGUGGACGAGGAAGACAACGGCGAGAAGGACAAAAAGACCGACCAGUCCAGCCGACGCCCAGCUCGCCGCGGAGGACGCCGCGGGCGCCGAGGCAAUCACAACCCCAAGGUCUGGACCAGCAAGGACAAGAAUUUGAUGGACUUGCUACGGUCGACCUUGAAGCUGCUGCUCCAGACGACACACAAAACCAGGCUGAACAGCAGCAUCAGCACGGACGCAUACACGAUGAGCAACGAGCAUCCAGUGACCAUAGCCAUCACGCAGGAGCUCGAGGGCUACAUGCACACCCUGGACUCCCUCAGGAAGAGCGGCACCCCAGAGGACAAGAAACGCUUGCAGGAGAUAGGGCCGAGGGCCAAGCGGUACAUCACAGAGGCGUGGCCCCAGCGGGAUGGCUCGAGGAAGAAGUAG
Molecule: messenger RNA, 1845 nt
Organism: Prorocentrum cordatum
Lineage: Eukaryota; Dinophyceae; Prorocentrales; Prorocentraceae
Source: the annotation of a GenBank genome assembly